Neltuma alba is the source of this 1946-nucleotide messenger RNA. RefSeq lists its product as uncharacterized. Lineage: Eukaryota; Viridiplantae; Streptophyta; Magnoliopsida; Fabales; Fabaceae. The transcript has 2 exons. The record is from RefSeq and is a predicted model, not a curated record. The coding region runs from base 13 to 423 and encodes 136 amino acids.
AUAAAGCAUCAUAUGGCUGAACAAUUUGCUCUGGGAAGUGCAGUUAAAAGCCACCAAUACUUGAGAAUGAAUUUCCUCUCAUCAACCAAGUUUUACAUGGCAACAAACAAGAGUGAUAUGUUAGAUCUCCAACCUCGAUUUGAGAGGGCAACAUUUUCAAUCUCUCCACCGGUGGCCACAUUUUGGGUUGCAGCAAACAAAAAACAGUGUCAUACCUUCUUCUCCUCUGGCCAGGGAUUUAACCUGGAAAAAAACAGCUUCUCCAUGGUCGCAUUGAGUACAACGAACAGACUUUGUACGUGGAAGAGUAGGAUCUGCAGCUACAUCCUGCAGCACUUGAGUGCGCUCCCCAACAGAAUGAUGUAUCUCAUUUCUAUAGACACAUUUAUUAUCUGCAGCCUCCAGAAAAUGACGAGUAACUGAUCAACAGGUAUGUGGCUGAGCAUACUCAUGUGAAAUUGGAUGCAAUUCCUCCAUAGCAAAAACAUCAGCAAUUAAUUUUUAUAAGAAAGCAUAGCAGUGUAAAACAAACUUUAUAAUCGAAGUGCAAAAAAAUGAGAACAGAAACACUGGCAAUAAAACCAACAUGGGUUCAGAAAAGUGCUAUAAUGAAAAUAUAUUCUAAACAAAAACCACUGCGCCUUAAGUCAUAGGCAUCUGUCUGGCUACCUUGGACUUAUUGGCUCCAAGAUUUUGGGCAUUUAAACAGUAUGGAGGCAGAGCAGCCACACAAUACUAACUAACCAAAAUAAGUAUAACAUACCUAGAUGGUCGAGUUUUUCAAUCAUCAAAUAACUUACGGUAUUACAAAGUGAGGACAAUUUGCCCUUGAAUCGACAUGCAUCAAAAUUAUAAAACCCAAAAUACUAAGAAAACGUGAUUGAGGAAUAGAAUAUCAUAUGCACGUUUCUUCCAAACCAAUUAGAUUUCAUUUACAUAAUAAAAUGAACAUGAUGGUAAUGAAUGUAUUCUAAUUUAUCAACAGCAGUUGGGUUCAAUGGUGAGAGACUUGACACAAUUUAAGCAAAAUCUUGAAUUUGAGCUUUGUGGACGGAAGAAAAACCGCAUUGGAAGAGCUUCCCCCUCACUGGAGCUCAACCCAACUCAAAGCCAGAUCAAUUGGCAGUAUUGGAUGGGGUGGUUAAUCACCAAAAAAGAAACAUAUAAUUUUGAUGCAUUUUAUCAACAUUGAGAUGAAGGUUAAAAGGCAUCCUUUAACCCUCUUUGAAGCCCAAAAAUAUUUUGGAGAGGGUGAAAUUUGUUUUUAGGAAAUUAAAUAAUGGCAGGAGCUUUAUAAGCAGAAUCAAUUAGCAUAUACCAAAAGACUUGACAUUUCAAAAGGACAUAAUGAGUCAAUUUGCAUUUGACUUUGGGUAGAAGACAACGGAAAUGGACUAUUACGAAGAAUGGAAUGUGAGUCGCGGAGUGAAAAUAUAAGAACAGCAGUUCCACAGAAGUCCAAUGAUUCAGUCCCUUGACUCAAAAAUGAACGUAAACAAGUGCUAUUCGUAUACUAAAUCAACCAAGAAAAAAUACAUCAGAUUUCAAAAAUUAUAUUCCAUCUUAUAAAAAAGAUUUGAGUAGAUGAUCUUGUUCGCAUCAAACUCAGUGUAGAAAAAUGUAGCUCUUCUAUAGUGCAAUCUUCCAUAUAUAGAUUACUAAACAAACCAAGGCAUCUGAGCCUUGGCAUUCUAGAAACAUUUAAUCGGUAGAAUCUUCAAUCAAAAUUCAUAAUUAAGCUCCUCAAUAGCAAAAAUACAUCAGAAGGAGUAAAUAGUCAGAGCGGAAACCCAUAAGUUCUUUCUCUAAUGAGGCAUAUUGCUUCGAGAGAAACAUGUCAUCAGAGUAAACCUAAAAAUAGUUGGAUAAGUAACUAGAGUGUCUAUUGAGUAAGUCUAACACUUUGCAGCAACGCAUGAACAAGAAGGAAGGUUAAAGGGAAGAGG